AAUAUUUUCAGUAAAUUCAUUCUUGAAAUGCCCGCCCAACCAACAAAAUCCGAAACAGAUGUCAAAGAUGUGGAAAGGUGCCGGAGGCAGCCAGUGGUACCAGAUGGAGGUUGGGGCUGGGUCGUCUGUUUUGCUGCAGCUUGUACUUGUUUUACAGUAAAUGGACUGACAAGCUCUACUGGAAUAUUCCUUAUUGGCCUCAGAAGAAUCUUUGAUGAUCCAAUAUCGAAGCUGUCCUUAAUCGGUGCACUGAUAAGCGGACUUAGCAUGCUUGCAGCUCCAGUUGCCAGUGUUCUGUUGUAUUUCUUUAGUCAUCGGACAGUGAUGAUAUUAUCCGGCUUUAUUGGAUGCACAGGGGCCAUACUGGGAGCAUUUUCUGCCAGUAGUGAUAUGAUGAUAAUAACAUAUGGUCUCAUAUCAGGUUUAUCCACCGGAAUAGCUUUCUUCGCCUGUCAUAUCAUAACGGGACUGUAUUUUGACAAGAAGCGAGCGUUGGCCAUCGGAAUUAUCAACUGUGGUGGAGGGGUUGGGUUAAUGCUUAUGAGCUUGUUUCUUGAGCAUUUCAUAGAACUUUAUGGACUUCGAGGUACCUUGCUUCUUAUAUCGGGGUUGCUUCUUAAUUUCAUCGUUUAUGGAUCGCUUUGCCGACCUUUGCCCUCUACCUACACAGAUGCUAAGAAGACAGCAUAUAUAGACGCGACUAAUCCCAGUUCAGCGAUGGAACUUAGGUCUGCACUACCAGAACCCGAAUACGGAGAAAACGCAAAAAGGAAAGUAAAACUAAACCAGGUUUCGGAUAUAUCUAAUGAAAAUCAGAAUACGGGGAGUCUUCCAGUUGCAGCAGCAGAUAACUUCAUUAAUGAUGUGUCGAUUGUGAAGACCCAGAAAGUCGACAGAAAUUCCAUCCUGAAACUAUGUUCGACUAUAAUUGGUGUUGAACAUUUUAGAAAUAUAAAUUUUGUGUUACUGACGAUGUCCUACACUUUUUGGGUGUUUACCAUGACAACGUACACAUAUAUACCACCCCUGUGCGUUUGGACGUUUGGAAUGAGCGAAAAGCAAGCUGCGAUUUUAAUGUCACUUCUAGGGUUAUUAACAACACUUGGUAAUGUGAUACUCGGAGUAUUAGUCGACAUAUUUCAUAUUAGUAGCAACAAGAUGUACAUCUUCUCCAUGCUGGUACUCACAAUCUGUGUGAUAAUGGUGCCGCACUGUGACAAGUUCGAAUACAUCACUCCUGUGAUUUGCCUGUUUGGACUCGCAAAUGGGUUUUCGGUGUCCCUCCGACUGAUCCUCACCACGGAAAUAUCGGGUUUAGAACACGCGACAAAAGCUUACAGCAUUCUAAGUUUCAUCAAUGGAAUUUCAUAUUUUGCUGCUCCUCCUCUCUUUGGACUGAUUUUCGACACUACAAAUUCAUUUCUGGCAGUUUACUAUGGUGGUGGAGCAUGCGCACUGACUGGUUUACUAUUAUUUUUGAUAAUUGUCUGUCGAAAUACAUUUUACAAGAAACGUUUGAGGAAGUAAAGUUUCCAAAGUGUUUUUAUUACUAGUGUUUCGUGUUUGUAUUUCGUAAAUUAAUUACGGAAGAUCGAGGGCCAAAUAACGACAAAACGUCGGUGUCUGGUGAUCCGCCGACGUCAUUCUAAACAAACUCUGUUCGUUUUAAGACGCAAGUUUCUAAGAGAACUUUCUCUGAGACAAAAUAUUAUAGCUUAAUGUCGUUAUACGUUUGUAUAUACGUUAUAAAUAUUAUUCGUUCGUUAUUUUAAUGAUAUAAGCAAGAAAAAGGUUUGAUACAACGAGAGCGUUUCAGAGUGUUCCUUACACAUGCUAAAAAUAGCUAACAAACAUUCCUCAAAAAAGAUUUUCAGUUUUAUGGCAUGAAAAAAUGUUUUAAAACAUCACCAUUGCUUUUGUAUAAUCACCGUCCCUUCCACAAAUAUUUGAUGUCAGUUUAGGGGUCAUCCGAUAGCGCAGACAUCAACGAAUUUUUCUGUCAAUAGAUACUAAACAUACAAAAUAUGGAAUUCGCUACAACAAUGUUUUCUACAUUCCAACGUGAAAUAUCAAGAGUGAAUCCCGUUCCUUUAGACAUUGUCGGUUCUUCCCGUUUGUAUUGGUUGGUUACUUAUUGUAUGGU
Messenger RNA from Octopus sinensis (East Asian common octopus), 2143 nucleotides. Its product is annotated as monocarboxylate transporter 9-like. Gene Ontology annotation, biological process: transmembrane transport; monocarboxylic acid transport. The transcript is spliced from 8 exons. The coding region runs from base 28 to 1527 and encodes 499 amino acids. NCBI's taxonomy places the organism in Eukaryota, Metazoa, Mollusca, Cephalopoda, Octopoda, Octopodidae. Gene Ontology annotation, molecular function: monocarboxylic acid transmembrane transporter activity. The record is from RefSeq and is a predicted model, not a curated record.